UGUGUUUGUCGGCAACAAGCUGCCGUUUGUCUGCUGCUGUGGACGUCCACAAUCAGCUGGUGGCUGCAGGUUUUCACCAACAUGGAAAGGAUCCAUCAGAACCCAGGACCAGGACCAGGACCAGGAACAGGACCAGAACCAGGACCAGGACCUGGACCCAGCUGUGUGUCCUUUAAGAGCGAUGACUCAAAGGGUUUUUUAAUUGACUUUAAAGGAGAUGGAGCUCCUGCUGCUCAGAGAGUGGAGCAGCAGAACUCAGAGGUUCCCAGAGUUCAGUCUGACCAGCAGCUUCACCUGGACUCCAUAUUCAUGCUGCUGGAGGACAACAUGGUGACUUUUGUGAAGAAAGAGCUGAAGAAGAUGCAGAAGGUUGUGAGUCCAGAUUACCCAGAAUGCUCAGAGAGUCAGAGGGAGGAUGAGGAGGAGUUGGAGGGUGAUGAUGAAGAUCAGAGGAGCAGCAGAGAGAUGUUUCAGCAGAUCACAGUGUUGUUCCUGAGGAGGAUGAAGCAGGAGAAGCUGGCUGACUGUCUGCAGAGCAAACUUGCCGCUGCAGUUUGUAGACGUAAACUUAAAUGUGGUCUGAAGAAGAAGUUCCAGAGAGUGUUUGAGGGCAUCGCUAAAGCAGGACAGCCGACCCUCCUGAAUGAGAUCUACACAGAGCUGUACAUCACAGAGGGAGGGACUGCAGAGGUCAAUGAUGAACAUGAGGUCAGACAGAUUGAAGCAGCAUCCAGGAAAGCAGACAGAGUAGAAAGAAGCAUCAGACCAGAAGACAUCUUUAAAGGCUCACCUGGAAGAGAUGGACCAAUCAGAACAGUGUUGACACAGGGAGUGGCUGGCAUCGGGAAAACAGUGUUAACACAGAAGUUGACUCUGGACUGGGCUGAAGACAAAAGCAACCAGGACAUCCACUUCAUGUUUCCAUUGACUUUCAGAGAGCUGAAUGUGCUGAAAGAGAGAAAGUUGAGCUUGGUGGAACUUGUUCAUCACUUCUUCAGUGAAACCAAAGCAGCAGGAAUGUGCAGGUUUGAAGACUUCCAGGUUGUGUUGAUCUUUGACGGUCUGGAUGAGUGUCGCCUUCCUCUGGACUUCCACAACAAUGAGGUCCUGACUGAUGUUACAGAGUCUACCUCAGUGGAUGUGCUGCUGACAAACCUGAUCAGGGGGAAUCUGCUUCCCUCUGCUCGCCUCUGGAUAACCACACGACCUGCAGCAGCCAAUCAGAUCCCUCCUGACUGUGUGGACAUGGUGACAGAUGUCAGAGGGUUCACUGACCCACAGAAGGAGGAGUACUUCAAGAAGAGAUCCAAAGAUGAGGAGCAGGCCAGCAGCAUCAUCUCCCACAUUAAAGCAGCACAAAGCCUCCACAUCAUGUGCCACAUCCCAGUGUUCUGCUGGAUCACUGCUACAGUUCUGGAGGAGCUGCUGAGAACCAGAGAGGGAGGAGAUCUGCCCAGAACCCUGACUGAGAUGUACAUCUACCACCUGGUGGUUCAGACCAAAGUCAAGAAGGUCAAGUAUGACGGAGGAGCUGAGACAGAUCCACACUGGAGUCCAGACAGCAGGAAGAUGAUUGAGUCUCUGGGAAAACUGGCUUUUGAGCAGCUGCAGAAAGGAAACCUGAUCUUCUAUGAAUCCGACCUGAAAGAGUGUGGCAUCAAUAUGGAAGCAGCCUCAGUGUACUCAGGAGUGUUCACACAGAUCUUUAAAGAGGAGAGAGGACUGUACCAGGGCAAGGUGUUCUGCUUCAUCCAUCUGAGCGUUCAGGAGUUUCUGGCUGCAGUCUACAUGUUCCACUGUUACACCAACAGGAAGGAGAAGGUUCUGGAAGACUUCCUGGGAAAAGACUGGAAAGAUGAGGGGAGAGACACUCUGGAUGUGUUCCUGAACAGAGUCAUGGAGAAAUCCCUGAGAAGUAAAAAUGGUCACCUGGACCUGUUUGUUCGCUUCCUUCAUGGCCUCUGUCUGGAGUCCAACCAGAGACUCUUAGGAGGUCUGCUGGAUCAGACAGAGAACCAUCCAGAAAUGAUCCAGAGAGUCAUCAACAACCUGAAGAAGAUGAACAGUGAUGAAAUGUCUCCAGACAGAAGCAUCAACAUCUUCCACUGUCUGAUGGAGAUGAAGGAUCUCUCAGUACAUCAGGAGAUCCAAGAGUUCCUUCAGUCAAAGAACAGAUCAGAGAAGGAACUCUCUGAGAUCCACUGCUCAGCUCUGGCCUACAUGCUGCAGAUGUCAGAGGAGGUUCUGGAUGAGUUGAACCUGAACAAGUACAGAACAUCAAAGGAGGGAAAACGGAGGCUGAUUCCAGCUGUGAGGAACUGCAGAAAGGCUCGACUUUCUGACUGUGAACUCUCAGAGAGUCACUAUGAAGUCGUGGUCUCAGCUCUGAAGUCCAACCCCUCCCAUCUGAUAGAACUGGACCUGAGCUGGAACAACCUGCAGGAUUCAGGAGUGAAGCAUCUUUGUGAUGGACUGCAGAGUCCAAACUGUAAACUGGAGACUCUCAGAUUGAGGGAAUGCAGGUUGUCAGAGAUCAGCUGUGAUUCUCUGGUCUCAGCUCUGAAGUCCAACCCCUCCCAUCUGGAACAUCUGGACCUGAGCUGGAACAAGCUGCAGGAUUCAGGAGUGAAACAUCUGAGUGGUUUUCUGGAGAGUCCAGACUGCAUCCUGAAGACUCUGAGAUUACAGAGCUGCAGGUUGUCAGAGAUCAGCUGUGAUUCUCUGGUCUCAGCUCUGAAGUCCAACCCCUCCCAUCUGGAACAUCUGGACCUGAGCUGGAACAACCUGCAGGAUUCAGGAGUGAAACAUCUGAGUGGUUUUCUGAAGAGUCCAGACUGCAUCCUGAAGACUCUGGGAUUGAUGAGCUGCAGUUUGUCAGAGAUCAGCUGUGAUUCUCUGGUCUCAGCUCUGAAGUCCAACCCCUCCCAUCUGGAACAUCUGUACCUGGGCUACAACAACCUGCAGGAUUCAGGAGUGAAACAUCUGAGUGGUUUUCUGGAGAGUCCAGACUGCAUCCUGAAGACUCUGAGAUUGAUUCGCUGCAGUUUGUCAGAGAUCAGCUGUGAUUCUCUGGUCUCAGCUCUGAAGUCCAACCCCUCCCAUCUGAAACAUCUGGACCUGAGUAGCAACAAGCUGCAGGAUUCAGGAGUGAAACAUCUGAGUGGUUUUCUGGAGAGUCCAGACUGCAUCCUGAAGACUCUGGGAUUGGAGCGUUGCAGUUUGUCAGAGAUCAGCUGUGAUUCUCUGGUCUCAGCUCUGAAGUCCAACCCCUCCCAUCUGGAACAUCUGUACCUGAGCUGGAACAGCCUGAAGGAUUCAGGAGUGAAACAUCUGAGUGGUUUUCUGGAGAGUCCAGACUGCAUCCUGAAGACUCUGGGAUUGAUGAGCUGCAGUUUGUCAGAGAUCAGCUGUGAUUCUCUGGUCUCAGCUCUGAAGUCCAACCCCUCCCAUCUGGAAUAUCUGGACCUGAGUGGAAACAACCUGAAGGAUUCAGGAGUGAAACAUCUGAGUGGUUUUCUGGAGAGUCCAGACUGCAUCCUGAAGACUCUGAUAUUGAUUGGCUGCAGGUUGUCAGAGAUCAGCUGUGAUUCUCUGGUCUCAGCUCUGAAGUCCAACCCCUCCCAUCUGGAACAUCUGGACCUGAGCUACAACAACCUGAAGGAUUCAGGAGUGAAACAUCUGAGUGGUUUUCUGGAGAGUCCAGACUGCAUCCUGAAGACUCUGAGAUUGAGGGAAUGCAGGUUGUCAGAGAUCAGCUGUGAUUCUCUGGUCUCAGCUCUGAAGUCCAACCCCUCCCAUCUGGAACAUCUGGACCUGAGUGGAAACAACCUGCAGGAUUCAGGAGUGAAACAUCUGAGUGGUUUUCUGGAGAGUCCAGACUGCAUCCUGAACACUCUGAUAUUGAUUGGCUGCAGGUUGUCAGAGAUCAGCUGUGAUUCUCUGGUCUCAGCUCUGAAGUCCAACCCCUCCCAUCUGGAACAUCUGGACCUGAGAGGAAACAACCUGCAGGAUUCAGGAGUGAAACAUCUGAGUGGUUUUCUGGAGAGUCCAGACUGCAUCCUGAAGUAUCUGGGAUUGAUGAGCUGCAGUUUGUCAGAGAUCAGCUGUGAUUCUCUGGUCUCAGCUCUGAAGUCCAACCCCUCACAUCUGGAACAUCUGGACCUGAGCUUCAACAACCUGAAGGAUUCAGGAGUGAAACAUCUGAGUGGUUUUCUGGAGAGUCCAGACUGCAUCCUGAAGACUCUGAUCUUGGAGUUCUGCAGUUUGUCAGAGAUCAGCUGUGAUUCUCUGGUCUCAGCUCUGAAGUCCAACCCCUCCCAUCUGGAACAUCUGGACCUGAGCUACAACAACCUGCAGGAUUCAGGAGUGAAACAUCUGAGUGGUUUUCUGGAGAGUCCAGACUGCAUCCUGAAGACUCUGGGAUUGAUUGGCUGCAGGUUGUCAGAGAUCAGCUGUGAUUCUCUGGUCUCAGCUCUGAAGUCCAACCCCUCCCAUCUGGAACAUCUGGACCUGAGCUACAACAACCUGCAGGAUUCAGGAGUGAAACAUCUGAGUGGUUUUCUGGAGAGUCCAGACUGCAUCCUGAAGUAUCUGGGAUUGAUGAGCUGCAGUUUGUCAGAGAUCAGCUGUGAUUCUCUGGUCUCAGCUCUGAAGUCCAACCCCUCACAUCUGGAACAUCUGGACCUGAGUGGAAACAACCUCCAGGAUUCAGGAGUGAAACAUCUGAGUAGUUUUCUGGAGAGUCCAGACUGCAUCCUGAAGACUCUGAUAUUGAGGGAAUGCAGGUUGUCAGAGAUCAGCUGUGAUUCUCUGAGCUCAGCUCUGAAGUCCAACCCCUCCCAUCUGAUAUUUCUGGACCUGAGUGAGAACAACCUGCAGGAUUCAUCAGUGAAACAUCUGUUAGAUCUUGUGAAGAGUCCAGACUGCAGCCUGAAGGCUCUGAGCUGGAAGUGAUGCUGAUCAGGACGGUGUUUGUGCUGAGAGGAUGAAGUGUGUCCUGAUGAUCCAGAUGUUGAAGCAGCAGCAGCUGGUGUGUAGAGACUCUGACUGGACCAUGUUACUGCACUGUAAAACAUCAAGAAUUCAUUCAGUCACAUCAACUCAUCUGUUCUAGUUUACUUUAGAGAAAUACAGGAGUUUUACUAAUUACUAAUUAUUUGAACUUAAAAUGUCUCAUUUUUCUUUUCAAACCACUUUAGAACUAAAAACAUGAAUUUGUAGAACUUGAGGCAUUUUUUCUUCAAAUAUUGAGUUGAAUGAAUGAACAGCUCAGAGUUCACUCAACUCAUUAAAUUAAGUUCACAAGAAACAAAACAAACACAGAUUUCCCCGUUAAUGUUCACAUGAUACCAUGACUGUAAAAAAUGAUCAUUAUUUUACAACCAGUUCUGUUUGUUUUGUUCAAUUACAAACAAUAUCUAGUAAAAUCCCAGAAAAGUAUUAACUUCCAUGUUCAACUGUAAAUAAUGUCCACAUCAAUAGGGUUAGGUAUUUUAAUAAAUAGUCAUUUGUUCUUUAACAACAUUUUUACUUUAUUUUAAUCAGCAACAAGUCAGAUUAUUUUACAGAUAUUUGUCCUCAUUUUAAAGACUAUUUAUGUUUAUUAAAGAUUGAAAAUGAGAAAUAUUUUGACACUUAAUUGACAUUUUUGCUGUGUUUUGUUAAAUUACAGAUAAUCUGGAAUAAAAUCACAGAAAAAAUGUUCAUUUAUUCAGAAUGUUUGCUGUAAAAAACUGUAGAAUAAUGUGAACAUUAAAAUUCACUAUUUUAAUAAAUGUUCAUUUGUUCUUUUAUACCAUUUAACUGUCACACUCUUGUUUAUUGAAUUUAAAUCAGCAAAAAAUAUCAUUUUUCCAGAAUCUGAAGGACAAACUAUGUAUAUGUAUACGAUAUAUAUUAAUUCUAUUAAAGGCAGAAAUGAUUCCAAAGCA
Molecule: messenger RNA, 5930 nt
Organism: Acanthochromis polyacanthus (spiny chromis)
Lineage: Eukaryota; Metazoa; Chordata; Actinopteri; Pomacentridae
Product: NACHT, LRR and PYD domains-containing protein 12-like
Exons: 22
Coding region: 82-4953 (1623 amino acids)
Molecular function (GO): protein binding
Source: RefSeq, a predicted model, not a curated record